Molecule: messenger RNA, 2067 nt
Organism: Colletotrichum chrysophilum
Lineage: Eukaryota; Fungi; Ascomycota; Sordariomycetes; Glomerellales; Glomerellaceae
Gene: EXO84
Product: exocyst complex component exo84
Exons: 4
Coding region: 1-2067 (688 amino acids)
Biological process (GO): intracellular protein localization; Golgi to plasma membrane transport; exocytosis
Cellular component (GO): exocyst
Source: RefSeq, a predicted model, not a curated record
AUGUCGGAAGAUCGGGAGAGGAGCAAGAUCUCGCUGAGAAGCGGCAACAAGAGGAAAGGCCGCCCCCAGAUUAGUGCUCCGCGUCAGAUCUCGGAACCCAUUCUGCAAGAUGGAUCUGGUCCGGUGCGGCAGCCCGGCUCGAGGCCGAUGGCCGACGCUGGUCCUCCUCCGGCGCAGCCGCGACCUCGUCCCCCGCCGCAGGCUGGCGGCUCAAAGACCUCCGACUUGGUGAAGCGACGAUACUCUACGAGAUUUAACAACCUCCCGAAUGACUUCGACGUGCAUAACCCCCCGGUGCCGGCGAUGCCAUCCCUAGACAAGUACGAAACCCGCCAGCGAAUGGCGCGACCACCCCCCAGCCGAGGGGGCGAUACGGCUCCCGCUCCUAUUGUCGACGUCAAGGCCCUACGUGACCCUAAUCUGGCUCCCGAUCAAUAUGUCGCCAGGUUGCUCAGCGAAGCCUCCGAGGACCAAAUCCGCGAGUUCGAAGACAACCUCCGAGGUCUCAAGAGUCGAGCCGGCGCAGACCUCCAACAAAAUGUCAUGCAAAAUCGCACCCAGUUCAUCAAAAUCAGCAAGGAAGCCGAAAAGCUCAAGGGCGAGAUGCGAGCGCUGAAGAACCUCAUGACAGACCUCAAGGUUAACACAACAGCGCUGCGCCAAGCAUCCAGCAACAAUAAUAAUAGUAAUAACGAGUCGUCGGGCCUCAACGGCGAGCUUUCCACGGGUUUGAGCAAGAGAGACAAACGCAGCUCUGUCGCAGACCGAAGUGCGCUUUGGAACUCACAGAUGCAGGCGCUUUACAAGAACGUUGAGGGAUCGCAAAAGUUUUUGCCCAACUCUUCCACUCGUCACGUCAUCCAGAAUGCUGGAGCUUGGAUCGAGCUGGACAACGCAACCUACAAGUCUCGUCGCGCGAUGCAGAUUUUCCUCCUCAACGACCACCUGCUGAUUGCUAGUCGCAAGAAGAGAAAGGCAGAUGUGCCUCCUCGUGAGGCAACUGGCCCACUUGUGAAGCUCGUGGCCGAUAGGUGUUGGCCCCUGCUAGACGUUGAAGUGGUGGACAUGGCGGGUUCGAGUGAUUCUUCGACCACUCGCAACAAGCUAGCAGAUGCCAUCAUGGUCAGGGGUGUUGGUCAAGAGUCGGUCAUUUACCGGACAGAGAAGCCUGAGGACACGGAGAAGAACGGUCUACUCCUGAACAUCCGCAAGGCAGUGGAGAACCUGCGAAAGGAGCGACAAUCAGAAUUGGAGGCCAACAACAAAGCCAAGGAGACGAUCAACUAUUUCGCAUCUCGAGACCCCGGUUUGCUCCAGAAGACGGAGCUGUUGGAGACACUCUCCGAUAUCAAGGACAUGCUCAUCGACGUGGACGGAAAGCAGCAAAACCUCCGGUGGGUUGAAAGCCAAAUGGACGAGCUGGAUAUCGAUAUUGCACUGCAGAACUUUGAGCCUGCUGUAAGCCGUGUCGAGAAGCUCAAGAGCCUCGCUCGAAGCCUGAAGAACAACACGGUGGCGCAGGACUUCAUCAGCUUCAAGGUUGAAGAGCGAUGCUCCAAGCUGGCGGGCAUGAUCAUUCGCGAACUGGAAACAACGCACAAUGCUCCGACGAAGAACAAGCGCAACGUUACCUGGCUGGCCAGGCUAGGGUACGAGGACCGCGCUCGUGAGGCCUAUCUGGUAGCCAGGCACGAGACCAUCCAGAAACGAAUCAGACAAACGAUAUUCCAAGGAGACUUGCAUCAAUACAUUUGGGAGGUCUCGUUCGUCUACUUUUCGCUCAUCCGCAAUACGGUGAGCUGCUUCCACUCAUGCUUCCCACCGCCUAUGAUGAGUGCCUGUGUCAAGUGGGCCAAGGAAGAGGUUGAGUCGUUCAACGCCAUCCUCGGAAGGCAACUCAGCAGCACAGAGCGGGGCGGGGAGGCGUGGAACCAGUGCAUGGAACGAGCACAGGAGCAUGCCAAGAUGCUCAGCGAAGUGCAGCUCGACUUCCGCAACCUGGUUGGCAAAGAUUUGGUAGACCACGCGUCUGGGGUGGCUAGUCCCGUCGGGCUCGGUUUGUCCUAA